Messenger RNA from Alosa sapidissima (American shad), 4095 nucleotides. RefSeq names its product family with sequence similarity 83 member Ga (gene sack1ga). The record is from RefSeq and is a predicted model, not a curated record. The transcript has 6 exons. Bases 178 to 3711 code for a protein of 1177 amino acids. Lineage: Eukaryota; Metazoa; Chordata; Actinopteri; Clupeiformes; Clupeidae.
AAGAAUCUGUUAUUUAUGACAUUUCAGUGGUCUCCGAAAUUGUAGUUGAUAUCAUUAGUAUACUUGAUUAAAUGAGUAAACUAUAUAGAUUACUUGAGUAGCCUAAACUAUGUGAGGCUGUAACAUUUAAAUCGUUAUAUAUUUAUUUAUUUUUUAUUUAAAACGUAACGUUUGAUAAUGGCUUUAUCUCAGAUUCAAUGUAUGGACAAUGAACAUAUUAAUCCGCGAAUUACUGAAUCAAAACCUGAGUUUCUCUACAGCGAAGAGCAACGAAUUGCGUUGGAGACACUUUUCCAGGAUGGACCAGCAGCAUACGGGGCAUAUCUUAAAGCGCAAGACAUGCGGGGGUUUUUAUCAGACCAUGAACUGGAAUAUCUGACUACAACCGUGACGGUAUACAACCCUGGUGGUAUUACAGGCCAUACACAAAUUAAUGAAGCGGGAGAGGACUCCAACGUGCCCUCGGAGUACUGGCCUGAUCGUUCUGACCAUUCCCUUUGCGAGCUGGAAUUGGGCUGGCCAGACGUCACAGCCUACCGAGGAGUCACCCGUGCUACUGUUUAUGCACAUCCACCAAUGGAUGGACAGCCGCACAUUAAAGAAGUAAUUAGAAAGACGAUUACGCAAGCCCAAAAGGUCAUAGGAAUUGUCAUGGACCUAUUCACAGAUGUGGACAUAUUCAAGGAUCUGCUGGAUAUGAGCUACAGGCGGAGGGUGGCUGUGUACAUCCUCCUAGACGCCACAGGAGUCCCCCACUUCCUUCAAAUGUGCCAGAGAGCAGGCAUGCAUAAGGGACACCUCAAGAAUUUACGGGUCACCUGCACGCGAGGCACAGAGUUCUACACUCGCUCUUCAAAGAAAGUUUGCGGCGUUGUAAGUCAGAAGUUCAUGUUUGUCGAUGGAGACAAGUCAGUGUCCGGCUCCUACAGCUACACAUGGACUGCAUCCAGACUGGACCGAAGCGUCGUCACAAUGCUCACAGGUCAGGCUGUGGAGACCUUCGACAGGCUGUUCAGGGAUCUGUAUUUCACCUCCGGAGCUGUGAACCUUUCCAGCGUUAAACUGGAUGAGGAGCCCGAAGUCGAACCUCUCCAACAGUCUAUCCAAAAUCCGCAAGUCGCUGCUGCGUUGGCCCGCAAGAUGUACAGCGCAAAAUACGCCUUGGUGUCCAAUUCCUCUCUAAAGAGCACUGGGACUUACUCAGGCAGGAACAGCUCGGGAAAUGCGAAACAACUGCCGAAAUAUUUCCGACAGCCCAGACUGCUGGAGGAGCCGAGGAUCCACCCCGGGUUGGUGGACAUGCAGCGGGCCAACAUGAUGAACUACCUACCAACCUGGCCCGAGCCAGAUCCACCGAGCGACGUCAUCGGCAUCAUCAACAUCCGCGACUCCAGCAAGCCUUUCCAAGCUCACCUGAUGCGCUCCGAGCUCUUUGAGACGUCGCAGGCGAUCCGAUUCAAGGAGCCAUUCCACAUGCCCGAGGAGCCUUUGCCUGAGAAGGCCACCCCUCGAUCGCGCCUUGAACUGGCGGACCUUCUCUCAUCCGUGCAGCCACUGAAGACCAAGGGUGAGGGGCUACGGAUUGCUGAUCUAAUAGCGCAAGCACCACUUAGGCCACAGCAUGAUCAGGACAGUGUAUUAACUCCACCAAUAGGAAACCCGAGAAUGGUUCCUCUGAAUGUCAUUAAUGAGUGUGAGAGUGACACGGCUGGGGUUAAUGGGGAUAAAGAACCACAGGUGAAUGCUGAGGGUCCUAAGGAUCUCCACUCAGCUCCUGGCUGUGGCGCCAAGUCUGAACAGCCCUGUUCCACUGCUUCUAACAAACCCAACAGAGGAACUGAAGGCCCAGACAGUGACACUGAGAAAACCAGAGCCAUGGACACUGGCAUUGACAGGACUGACAGCAAAUCCAAUGUUAAUGACUCUCGAGCACAGUCGGCUAAAAACUCCUCAAUGUCUGAUAAACAUGUUCAGUGUAAUGGCAAUGUGCCUGUUAAAUCUAAGUCAUCUGUACAUGUAAAUGGGCCACAUACACAUUCAGAGAAUGCACACGUUAGAAACGGCAAUCAACAGACUGACAAGAAGCACACUCAGAGCAGCAAUACUGCUAAAGAAACAACCAUUCUGUCCAUGACGAUUGGUGACACAAACACUAAGUCCAAACAGCACAAAUGUGAGAACAACAAUCUUAACGGUAUCAACAAUCACCAAAACGGUAUCAAGGAGCCAAUUUUGUCUCAGCCUCCUAUAUCUGGACAGAACGAGAAUAGCACACAGAAGACAGAACUUCAGAACAAUCAUCUCCGGCCAGAAGAUACAAGCCAGACUGGAACACACUUAAAUCCGAAGAUAGGCCAAAAGCAAGACAUGGUGGAAAGACAUGUCAAUCAUUUGAAGGCAGAGAGGAAUGGGACUGCAUCUGUAGUCUCACAAAAUGAAUACGAUGAAAAUUCACUCAGGGCAAAAGAGAAAGCUAGCCAGCAAACACUGCAGGAGAGAAACAGUAAAUUGGAGGUAAUGCAGCAGGACUUAGGCAGUCAGUGCGAAAAGGCAGGAUCGCAACUCAACUCCUCCGAGCUGAAAGAGAGGAAAGAGGAGACUGAAGUGACGAGCAACAACAAACAACACGCUUUGUCAGCCAAGGAAGGGAAAAACACUUGUCAAGAUACACAGUUGGUACCAGAGGAAGUGUUAUUUAUAUCAGAGGAGGAUGAUGAGCAGAAAGAAAUGAGUCUUGCUGUGCAAAACAAGCCUCGUGGACUAGAGAAAAAGAAAGAGCAGGCAGCAGUGCCAGAUGUGUGGCAAAAACGUUCCGAUUCAUCUCCGAAGAGCAAGCGUGAUCAAGCAAUGAAAACGGAAGGCAAGCACAGUGGACAGUCAAAUGGAAAGGUGGAGUCCACAACAACAACGAUGGCGACGGCGACAACAAGGAGCAACACUGCAAAGCAGGUGGACAGGAAGGGUCACCAGCAGCUGUCCCAUGGAAUAAGCACGAGCAACCUUGCAGCCUCAAAGGUGAGACAUGAAGCAGGCAGACAGCUGAGAGAGAAGGUGGAGAAAUCCCAUUACACAUCAACACCAGAUAUCGCCAGACAGCUCAAAGCCGAGAGCAGGUCUGGAGCAUGCCUGCAAGUAUCCAGGAAAGAGGGAUGCCAGAUGCCAGCACCUCGCGAUAAACCAGGGCAGGAAAGAGAUAGGGAUCUCCAGGAGAGGAAUGCACAGGGACAGGCCAGACCCAAGACGGAGAGCGAUGGAAAGAAGCUGUACAGAGCCUCACCCAAUCCAGGUUCCAGAACGCCGCUUGCCAGCCGGACGGAGGGGCCUGCCAAAAGUCCUGCUGUCAAACCCGACUCCACCCCUGCCACUGCCAUGACAACUACGCCCGUGAAAAGUUCCUUAAAGUACUUCCAGGGAAAAGUGUUCAGCUCAACCAAGACCAGUGCAACAAGUGCCCUGCCUCCCGACCAAGUAGCCAGUACUUCGACUGCUUCGCUUGACAGACCUGAACUCGUAUGCCAGGUGGCCGGUCAGGCCAACUCCCCCGUGGGUCAGUCCACGUCUGUCUUAGAUAAAUUGAAGCACAGUAAUUCCACCUCCAAAUCUCCCCUUUUGCUCCAAAGACUGUUACCACUGAGGAGCUUGAAAGAGAGAAUGACUAGAACACCAAGUCAGAAGAAGUUGACUACGGUGGGGGUAAAAGAUGCAGUUUGAAGGGGUGACUGACUGUUGACUAUCUCACUGUUGAGACUCCAUAAUCAGAUAUGGUGUUUGUGCAAUGUUUUUACCAAAAUGUAAAAUUAUGUUUGUUUAUUUUGAAGGGAAAAUAAGGAAAUGAAAAUGGUUUGAUUUGUGCAUGCCCUUAAUGAUUUUACCUAGCAGGUGGAGGGACCCUGCAGUUUAUUUCAUCAUUUGAUUUUAUAUCAUAAAUGAAAAGAAAAGGACACAAUCUUUUCACAUAUCUCUGAGAGAGGAGACACUCCAGUAUCUUACAGACUCUCUAUAUGCAAAUUAAGGGUGUUGCAAUGCUCAAGCUUAGUUGAACGUAAGUAAACAUGAUGAUUAAAUUACCAUACCCAAAAUAACACUUCAUCCCAA